Messenger RNA from Pseudomassariella vexata, 312 nucleotides. RefSeq lists its product as uncharacterized. Lineage: Eukaryota; Fungi; Ascomycota; Sordariomycetes; Amphisphaeriales; Pseudomassariaceae. The coding region runs from base 1 to 312 and encodes 103 amino acids. The record is from RefSeq and is a predicted model, not a curated record. The transcript has 2 exons.
AUGGCUUUCGUGGCCGUCGAGAAUCAAAAGACGUUUCGUACCCUUUGUACGGCUCCGGUCUUCCAGCUCAUCUCGGCAACCUACUUAGUCGGCUCUACUGACGUCAUCCUGAACAACAUUAUCCUCGUGAAGGCACCGGAGUACAUAGGAAGUGCGGACGGACACGUCGUGCUUGGCGUGGAUGCCGCAGACCUUCAGUCCGCGUAUAUGGGCGAUAUGCUCUGCGACGCGGGUAAGGCAUACCUGAACGGCCUGCGUGGCAGCUGGACCAUGGCCAUCGCGUUGUUCGGCGUUCGUUUCUGUGCGCACUAG